GCUCUAAAACAAUGGAGGAGUUGUAUGAACAAACGGGCAGGAUGCCACUACAGAUCGUCAGAUUUGAGGAUAAUAAGGAUGAGGGCCAAGAUAGUUCAAACAAAAAAUCUAAGUCUAAUAAGAGCAAGAGCAGAUCCCGCUCAAAGUCCAGAAGUUAUAAAAGAAGUAUUUUUGAUAAUGCAACUAUUAUGGAAGACAUUCGGUCAAUAAGACAAUCACUCUUUGAGGAUAGUGAAGAAGGAAUCAAAUCACCAAGUGUAAAGAUGAGAGAAGAAGCCCUAAAAAAGAUGCAGGCUACAACCUUUGAUUUCAAGGACUCACAAUUCUAUAAAAAGAAACUUAACCAAGAUCUAUUGUACAGAUAUUUGAAAUCAAAAGAAACUAGUGUGAAGAAAUUUCAGUUCCAGAAGUUGUUCCAAAGACGUAUGAUGUUAGAGCAGAAAUAUAACUCAUUAGACAGACUCCAGAGGAAAGAUUCAAAAGCUGAUGAAGCCAUGCUGCUGACUCUAUCUAAUACGAAUAAAAGCAAGAGUACACUCAAGACAACUGCUUGAACAGUUCAAGACAAGAUUGCUUUCAACAGAGAGAAAGUUAUGAAAGUUGUGGAUAAUCCUUAUGUCACCAAAAAGACUAAUAUCUUAUCCUCAAAAUCGAGAUUUUCUCAAGUGAGCAGAAUAGAAACAGAUCCCAAGAAGAGCAAAUAUUUGUUUUCAGUAUCAAGUUGUUCGUUAAAUCGCACUCAAGAUGGCAGCUUUCGCGGGUUUGGCCAAUCAAGGUCCGGAACUCCAAUGUUAAGACUUGGUAAAAAGAGGUCUUUAUCAAGAAAAAGAGUGUUAUCAGAUGCUAUUCAAAAGAACAUUAAAAGAAGGGAUAUCGGGACAAUCUCCAAGCGAAGAAGGAGCGUCCACACGAAGAUGGGGAAAAAAUCCUUCUGUAAAGCCUCCACUAUCACCUUGACCAAGGAUAAAUAAAUUGGAGC
Moneuplotes crassus is the source of this 979-nucleotide messenger RNA. The record is from the annotation of a GenBank genome assembly. Lineage: Eukaryota; Ciliophora; Spirotrichea; Euplotida; Euplotidae.